Microthlaspi erraticum is the source of this 900-nucleotide messenger RNA. NCBI's taxonomy places the organism in Eukaryota, Viridiplantae, Streptophyta, Magnoliopsida, Brassicales, Brassicaceae. The record is from the annotation of a GenBank genome assembly.
AUGUCUUUCAUCUUCCUUUUCCUUUUCUCCUUAUUCACUAGCUCCAGAGCUGUUGCUCAAAUUGCUAAUAAAGAUCCUUUCUUCAUAUACAAUGUUUGUCCAAAUACAACAACUUAUUCAAGAAACAGCACUUACUUCGCCAAUCUCAGAACCCUUUUGUCUUCUCUCUCUUCCCGCAACGCUUCUUAUUCCACCGGAUUCCAAAACGCCACCGCCGGGCAAGCCAUCGACAGGGUCACCGGACUUUUCCUCUGCCGUGGAGACUUAUCCCCUGAAGUCUGCCGUAACUGCGUUGCCUUUGCCGUCAAUGAAACCUUAAAAACCUGUCCGAAUGAGAAAGAGGUCACAUUAUUUUACGAAGAGUGUAUGCUCAGAUACUCUCACCGGAAUAUUCUCUCGACCCUUAGAUUCGAUGGAGGAGUGAUCCUGACGAACGCCGAUAAUAUUUCAUCUAACCGAACAGACCAGUUCAAAGAUUUUGUGUCGUCCACGAUGAACCAAGCUGCCGUCGAAGCAGCGAGCAGUGCUAGAAAGUUCUACACAGUAAAGGCCCGUUGGACCCCACUCCAUAUUCUGUAUGGCCUAGUUCAGUGCACUCCUGAUCUUACAAGACAAGACUGUUUGACCUGUCUGAACCAAUCCAUCUAUCGAAUGCCUCUUGACAAAAUUGGAGGAAGACUUCUUUAUCCGAGUUGUAAUUCAAGGUACGAGCUUUACGCAUUCUAUAAUGAAACAUCCAUUAGACCAGCACCACCGCCGCUGCUGCAGCCACGGUUGUCUACUCCUCCAGUGUCAUCUCCUCCGAUGUCAUCUCCUUCACGAGCAGGGAAAGGUGGGAAUUCAAACGUGUUAGUGGUAGCCAUUGUUGUGCUUGUUACAAGGCUGUUCUGCUUUUCAUAG